CUGCCACCCUAGAGCAAUAGCGAACGACGGCGGCGCCGCGGUGGCCAUUAUGAGCAACUUGAGCCCCGACGAAGCCGAGUAUUUCGACAUGGUCGAGGCAGAUGAACUCCAAGCGCUGCUGAACGAGCACUGGGGCAUUAUAUUAGCGCGUGUCGGUGCGCAUCCGUUUUGGCCGGCUAGGGUAUGUGAAAUGGAGGAAUGGAUCGACUACCUUCCCCAUCGGCAGCGGAAGGGACAACUCUGCGUGUACUUCUACGGGUCCCACAACUACGGAUGGAUUCUCCGCAGCAAUGUCCACGAGUUCAUGGAAGAACACCCGUCGAUCAAGGGCAAGAAAGGAUCGAAAAUAUACCUUCAAUACCUCGAGGGCGUCGAAGAGGCCAAGACCGCAAUAGCCAUGGCCAAAAAGGCACACGAAAGCAUGCUCUUUUCCGAGCGCAUAAAAUUAAAAAAAAUUGAAGUCGAAAACGAUGUGCCGUGCGCCGUGUGCAAGAAAAAAGGAUCGUAUGAGCGGCGGAUCGUGUGUGAUGGCAAGGAUUGCGAGCGUGAGUACCACAUGACGUGCCUGAAGCCUCCCCUUGUCGAGGUUCCUGCUGGGGACUGGUUCUGUCCGUUGUGCAACUUAAGCCGCCAACCGUCGUCGAAGCGAACGCCAACGAAUGGGUCAUCGAAUGCGAAACGCCGACUCGCGUCGUCCAUCCAUGCCGCAGAAGUCGCUCCCUUGCCAAGCACCGACUCGUCCACUGCAACUCCACUAUCGAGCCGUCGUGACCGGAAAACACCCGACACGUCUAAACGUCGAGAGUGCCGAGAAAAAGAUCGGCAGACCCCGACGUCAGACUUGACGUCUGAGGAGCGCUGUUUUCUGUGCGGCCUUGGCGGCGAGCUCGUCGUGUGCGAGUUUUCGAAAUGCACCAAAGUGUAUCAUCAACUGUGUUUGGGUGCGUUUCCAUUUCCCACAGAUGAAGAGACCGAGUGGAUUUGUCCGCGGCACCGGUGUGUGCUAUCUGGCCGCAAGGAAGACCCCACCUCGUCCACCAAGUCCCUGUGGCAUUGUCUGCACUGCCCCGUUGCCAUCGACGACUCCGUGCUGCCCUCGAGCCCUGCUCUCAGUAAAAUUAGCCGUCGCGAUAAAACGAUGGUGUGCGCGCAUUGCAACUCUCCAAGUCCCAUGGUUCGCCUCGCUAAAAUUCUCGAACGCAUUUGGUCUGUUAUCGCAACCAAUCGCCAAGGAACGCCGUUUUGUGGUCCUUUGCUCGUGGGAAUUGACCGACCUCCGGACAUGGACCCGCAUGCUCUUCCUCUGGACUUGUUUCAAAUCAUUGCAGCGGUGCGAAGUCUGCGUUAUUCUAGCGAAGUCGCGUUUGUGCAAGACGUUGAGACGGUUGUUGCGACGUCCCUUGCAAUUUUGAGAGACCGAUCUGCACCACUGGUAGAGGCCGCGAAAACGAUGAGUAUGGUUGUGAAUGAGCAACUGCAGUACCAUCAAGCACAAUUUCAAACCAUUCAGACGCUCAUGGAGAAUUAUUUACACGCCGACAAAAAGAACGACGAGUUGUCGUCGUGGUCCAUACCUUGGCGAAAAGAAUGCAUGCCAUUUGGUGACAAGAGUUACGUUCACAUUGAAGCUCGGUCCAUCGAAGAGUGGACGAGUUACGUCUCCCAUGCAACGUUGUAUGCUAACUUGUCUCCGAUGGCAUCGCAACAACACGAAGAUGCCGAAGAGCGGUAUACAAGAUACGGCACUGCAUCCCCGCCUCGGAUACCGCUGACUGACGAGUCCAAGACCACAGAAGCUGAAGCAGACCAACGAAGUUUGACCUUGACCGAUGGAAUCGACGUUUUGGUGGCCCUCUCUGACCUGGGCCAACAUCACCGAUUUCGAGCAUCGACCAUACCUUCAACGGCAGCAAGUGCCCCAGAACCAUCCAUAUAUCGUGAAGAGCUCGGUUUGACGCCGUCGAUAUGCGAAAUGGACGCCAUGUUUCAACAACAAGCCGCACUGCUACGAAAAGCACUGCAUGCCCAUGCAACGUUGGAGCAUGCGUGGAACCUCAACAAGCAGCACAUGCUUGGGAUGCGGCAGGACCAAGUUAUUAGUAUUGGCGAGGGUCGCUUGGCUGCGGAGCUUCGUGUGGCCAACAAUAACUUGAAAGCCCGCCUGCGCAACAAAGAUCAAGUGUUGCAGCAACUGACAUCGGACCAUUUCGAUCUGAAUGGGCAGGUGAAGCAACUUCAGACGGCAUUGGAUGAGAAAGAGCGCCGACUUCGUCUACUCGAAGGGCAGCUGGACCCGUCAAAGCGAAACAGUUUCACGAAUGCAAAGGUUUCUCCUGGUUCUGGAGAUGAGGGCGACGACGACAGUCGAUCACCCUUAGAGAAGCGUGCGCGUGUGGACGACGACUCGCCCGCCAUCAAGCGAGGAAGAGGCAGGCCGCCAAAACGACGACCGACUUAUCAAUGAACAAUAUUAACUUGUCCACGCCGUACAACGCUAUUCAUGCUUUGCAUGCAUGCA
Messenger RNA from Aphanomyces invadans, 2518 nucleotides. RefSeq lists its product as hypothetical. The record is from RefSeq and is a predicted model, not a curated record. Lineage: Eukaryota; Oomycota; Saprolegniomycetes; Saprolegniales; Verrucalvaceae. The coding region runs from base 50 to 2464 and encodes 804 amino acids. The transcript has 11 exons.